UGGCGGGGGAUGAGGCUGAGCGACUCCUCCUAGAGGUGGUUAUGUGGAGAAGGAGCAAUCCCUUCUCCCUCCUCCUCCUCCCCCCGCUACUAUCCGCGGCCCGGAGAACUGCCGCUUGCCGCCAUUGACAAGCACCGAUAGAACCCAAAGAAAGGCAAAGAGUCCUGCCCGGCACCGGCGCCGCGCGGGCCGAACCUGCGCCCCGGGAGCGGCGCGCCGAGGCCACCGGGCGCCCGGAGCAGGCGGCGCAGCACCAGCAUCGUGUUAGUGCCGGGAGGCGACCGCGUCAGCAAGCUGAGAGGGAAACUGAGGCAAGAUGUCGGGCCGGAGCGGGAAGAAGAAAAUGUCCAAGCUGUCCCGUUCAGCCAGGGCCGGUGUCAUCUUCCCCGUGGGGAGGCUGAUGCGUUACCUGAAGAAAGGGACGUUCAAGUACCGGAUCAGCGUGGGCGCUCCCGUCUACAUGGCAGCCGUCAUCGAGUACCUGGCAGCGGAAAUUCUAGAAUUGGCUGGGAAUGCUGCAAGGGACAACAAGAAGGCCCGGAUAGCCCCAAGACAUAUCCUGCUGGCGGUUGCCAAUGAUGAGGAGCUCAACCAGCUGCUAAAAGGAGUGACCAUCGCCAGUGGAGGUGUCCUGCCCAGAAUUCAUCCUGAACUGCUGGCCAAAAAGCGAGGGACCAAAGGCAAGUCGGAAACUAUCCUCUCCCCACCCCCAGAGAAAAGAGGAAGGAAGGCGGCGUCAGGCAAGAAGGGAGGCAAGAAAUCCAAGGCUGCCAAACCACGGACAUCCAAAAAGUCCAAACCAAAGGACAGCGACAAAGAAGGAACUUCAAAUUCCACCUCUGAAGAUGGGCCAGGGGAUGGAUUCACCAUUCUGUCAUCUAAGAGCCUUGUUCUAGGGCAGAAGCUGUCCCUGACCCAGAGUGACAUCAGCCAUAUUGGCUCCAUGAGAGUGGAGGGCAUUGUGCACCCAACCACAGCCGAAAUCGACCUCAAGGAAGACAUAGGUAAGGCCUUGGAAAAGGCUGGCGGGAAAGAGUUCUUGGAAACUGUAAAGGAGCUCCGCAAAUCCCAAGGCCCUUUGGAAGUCGCUGAAGCCGCAGUCAGCCAAUCCAGCGGACUUGCAGCCAAAUUUGUCAUCCACUGUCACAUCCCUCAGUGGGGCUCCGACAAAUGUGAAGAACAGCUUGAAGAGACCAUCAAAAACUGCCUGUCGGCGGCAGAGGACAAGAAGCUGAAGUCCGUGGCGUUCCCCCCGUUUCCCAGCGGCAGAAACUGCUUCCCCAAACAGACGGCAGCCCAGGUGACCCUCAAAGCCAUCUCGGCCCACUUUGACGACUCGAGCACAUCCUCGCUGAAGAAUGUCUACUUCCUGCUCUUUGACAGCGAGAGCAUUGGCAUCUACGUGCAGGAGAUGGCCAAGCUCGACGCCAAGUAGCCGCGCCGG
Messenger RNA from Hyaena hyaena (striped hyena), 1444 nucleotides. Its product is annotated as core histone macro-H2A.2. Gene Ontology annotation, molecular function: DNA binding; structural constituent of chromatin; protein heterodimerization activity. NCBI's taxonomy places the organism in Eukaryota, Metazoa, Chordata, Mammalia, Carnivora, Hyaenidae. Gene Ontology annotation, biological process: nucleosome assembly. Gene Ontology annotation, cellular component: nucleosome. The transcript is spliced from 9 exons. The record is from RefSeq and is a predicted model, not a curated record. Bases 317 to 1435 code for a protein of 372 amino acids.